Cloeon dipterum is the source of this 3305-nucleotide messenger RNA. RefSeq lists its product as uncharacterized. Gene Ontology annotation, cellular component: membrane. The record is from RefSeq and is a predicted model, not a curated record. Lineage: Eukaryota; Metazoa; Arthropoda; Insecta; Ephemeroptera; Baetidae. Bases 251 to 1699 code for a protein of 482 amino acids. Gene Ontology annotation, molecular function: amino acid transmembrane transporter activity. Gene Ontology annotation, biological process: amino acid transmembrane transport. The transcript is spliced from 10 exons.
CGCGGCCCCCUGGCUGUUACAUGUGCGUCCGCGGAGAACGCACGUUCGUGUAGGGUUUCACGCGGGGGAUUGUGUUUCCCGAUUGGGAGGAAUAUUAUUUUGUGUGCGAGUGUGUGUCUUAUGUGCUCUCAUUUGUAUGCGCCCUUGCGAGCCGCGGUGACUCUCUUGAUAGGUCUCGUAGCCAAGAGUUAAAACAAAAGCACGUGAUGCGCUCGAGUCUCCGGCCAACUAUUCGCAGCAUUGUUUGAGGAUGGGUCCUGAGCAAAACAGCCAGAACGAGACCAUCCCGCUGCUGAUCGAUGUGCUGCAAAGCAAGCAGGCUGCAUCGCCGCGGCGUGGGCGCAGCAGCCCCGCGAAGCACGAGUCGUCGGCCGGCCUUGGCGAGGUCCUCCCGCAGCAGGGCUCAGGCCUCUCCGUCGUCUUCGCCACGCUGUGCAUUGUUGACCUCUUUGGCGUCUUCCCCAUCAUCGCCUUGCCCCGAGCCAUCAUCAACUGCGGCUGGAUCGGCAUUCCAUUAGCAUUGUCCGUGUUUUCGGUGCAAAUAUACACGGCUCGUCUGCUGGGUCGAUGCUGGGUGAUGGCCGAACGAAUCAACCCUCUCAUCAUGCUGAAAAGCAGAUACCCUUACGCAGCUCUCGCCGAGGAGGCUUUGGGCUUGAAAGCGAGCCGUCUCGUCUCCUUUCUGCUCGACAUCACAAUUUUCGGCGCCAGCAUUCCUAACCUACUUGUCGCUUCGCAGAACUUGCAACUGAUUGGAUUAAAAAUGUCCCACUGGAAUUUCGAGUUCUCCUUCUGCUACUGGCUGGUGCUGGUCGGGAUCGUGCUCUGUCCCGUCAUGUGGCUCGGCAGCCCCAAGGAUAUGAAGUGGCUGGCCGGUACCUCAGUGUUUACCGUUGCCUCUGUGGGAGUGCUGACCUGGGUCACCAUGAUCACCGACAUCCGAGACCUGGACACGCAGCCCGUGCCGCAACUUUCCUGGGAGGCGAUCGCCGUUGCGUAUGGAGUCAUCGCAUUCCAAUUUGACAUCCACCCGAUGAUUUUGACGGUGCAGGUCGACAUGGAGCGGAAAAAUGAGCUGGGAAAAGCAAUCACUUGCGGAUUCCUGGUCACGUGCAGCCUGUUUCUGACGACGACAAUAAUCGCCAUGUGGCGAUACGGCUCGACCGUGACGCCCAACCUUCUGCAGGGCAUGCCGGCCAACGCGCCCCUCUACGCCGACGUCCUGCUCGUCACGCUGCAGAUCUGCCUGUCCAUGGUCGUGGGCGGAUGCGCCCUCUACCAGGACGUCGAGGACAAACUCGGCAUCCCCAGAGAGUUUAAUUGGAAAAGGUGCUUGGUGCGGAGUAGUCUGGUCAUGCUAGGCGUUGCCUUGGGCCUCACCGUGCCUAGAUUCGACCUCAUUAUGGGCUUGAUAGGUGGAGCGUUGACAGGGCCGCUGAUGUUUAUUUUCCCGCCGCUAUUUUACCUUCACUUGAGCAGGAACGCGCUGUCGGGGGUGCGACGGCACCCCGUGUGGAUGGCGGCUGAGCGACUGCUGCUGUUAAUCGUCAUCCUGUUGGGGGUUGCGGCCACGAUCGCCGCAACCUAUUUCUCACUUGUCGAGACCGUCCAGUUUGCGCACUUCACUCCGCCGUGCAUUGUCAACGUCACCUCCGCCUCCAGAGCCUGGAUCAACGACGCUUUCAGCUUUGAUCUGUGAGCUGCCGUAUUUUUUUGAACAAAUUUUAUAAAUUGAUACCAAUAUUUUUCUUAGAAUAAAAUUAGUUUAAUUAAAAUUGUGAUUAUAAAACACUCUGGGAUUCUCGAUUUGCGCAGACAUGGCUGUUACUAGGGUGCUUCAAUUUAAAAUGACUAUCAUUAUUAUAUUUCCGUUUUAACUCUACUUUAAAAUCAAGCAAAGAGGAAAAGCAUUUACAUUUACUAGACAUUAUCUCUAAAUCAGUCAAAGCUAAUUUUUGGCCAGAAUGCUGUGUAGUUUUUCUGAAAAUUGGUUCCAAAGGUUGCAUAAAAAUCAUCUAUCAAUUUUUUAUUUUACAAAAAUCCUCUAUUUUGCACGUGGAUAUCACCUCUGAAUACAAAAUUUCAAAUUAAUUGGUCCGAAUUUAAUCUUUUGAUAUUGAUGGUUUAUAAUUUGAUGGUCGAUGGAAAACAUUGAAAAUUUAAAAUUUGGAAUCUAAGAUAGGUAUAUUUUAGCGAGUUUGAAGUUUGGAGUUUUCCCAUUCAGCGUAAAUUCAGUAAAUGGUGAUAGAGCUAAAAAAAUGCUUUUCCUGAAAGCUGAUUAAAUUUGCAAUUUUUAAAUUAAAAUACAAAUCCACCUGUCGCGCAAUUAAGCUAAAAAAUGAUAGGGCAGGAAUGAUUAAAAAAUAUCCUUCGAUCUUGUUAAUAAUGGUGGAAUGCCCUAGUAGCUGCCAUCUUGCCCUUUUCUGAACAGCAAGAUGAAAAAAUAACUCGUGUCGGGAUCCCACUGGAUGACUUUUUACGAUUUUUGUCAGAGUUGUUGAGGGUGCUAUGUUACCAAAGAAAAAGAUGUCUUCCGAUCUGAAUUUUAAAAUUAAAAAUUGAAUUGGAAAUAUCAUGUACGCUGAUAUGUAAAACUCAACAACAUACGUAAUUUUGUUUAAGGAUAAAGAAAUUCAAUCUAAUUGUCGGGUGCAUUGUCCACAUCGAGAUGUAACAUUUUGUUUGGGAAAAGAGAAUGAAAAAAUAGGGGAAAUUUAGGGAAUUCAAGUAAAUUGACUUCAUAACAGAUCACACUGACUCAUUUUUUAGAAAAAUAAUUUGAGUUAAUAUCUAAAUAAUCAUACUGAAACAGAUGACUGUUAUGUUGUUCCUGGAAAUAAUUGGCUACAGGUGGCCUGAUUUUUUUUUACUAGCUUAGCCCAUAGCAAAAUGGUUAGUUGAAUUAAGCACGCAGCCCUGAAUUCCACCCAAAGCGGUUUGAAGGUAAAAAAUUGUCUCAUCGCUAUACUUGUCUUGUUUUGAUAUAGUUCUUAAGAUAUUUUAUUUUUAUUUCGGUCGGCUGGAAUCACUGCCUCCGUCUUACGUGUUUUAAAAGUCCACGAUAACUUUUAACAUGAAUUUACCCUUGACAUGUUCACCAACAAAACAAUGUGAUUUUUACGGUGAAUUAUAGUGCAGCAGUCAUUUAAACUGAAGUGCAAACAACGUAUUUUUAUAUACGCAACCUCAAGUUUUACAAAAUAAAUAGUGAUAUAAUUUGUUACUUGUACCAACAGGAAUUUCUACGGGCUCUGUUUUAAAUGCUAGAAUAAAGGUGUACAAUAGCGGCAAAACAAGACAGUAAA